UAUGUUUAAUAUGUAUAGAUUAUAUUGAACAUAUAUAAUAAUAUAUAUAUUUUACAAGAUUUAUUUCUACAAAUGAUAAGUGCAAGUAAAAGCGAGGAAAAAAGAUAAAGGUCGAACGGUAUUGAAGCGAGUGGAACACUUUGUUUAUUCAUCUUUUUUACAUAUCAAACUUUUUGUUUACUCAUCAUUUUUACACAACAAACUUUUAUUUUGUUUAUUCAUCUUUUUUAUAUAUCGGAACUUUUACCUUGUUUUAAUUGAUUUUAUAUUAUGUCACAUCAUGUAAUGUGUAUAAGUAAAAUGAAAUGUGACUAUUUACGUUUACAUAUGUAAACUUACUAUGACACAGAAUUAUUUCGAGCAUUUUAUAGUCGCCAUUCGAUGAACCUUCCACAUCGAUCUGUUUGAUCGUUCAUAUAAUCGCAUAAAAUGUAUAAUCUAAGUUCCAUUAUUAUUUUAUUAAUAUAUCAGACACUUUUGUGCAUAUUUUCUAUAUAUAUAUAUUAUUUCUAUAUAUAUAUUCUUUAAGAUAUUCCUUUAUACCGCGGGCCUUCGGUAACAUAGCGUGCGGUCAACGAUAAUGAUUAAAUCCAAAACUUAAUUUUGUCUUAUAUUAGCUGAUUCUGCGUGAUGUUUCUUCGACAAUAUCGUUGAAGUAUAAUCUUAUGAGACCAUUUGAGAAACAUGUAAAUUUUAUGCUGUGUAACUGAUUCGAUGUAACCAAGUUAUUUAAUUGAGUAAACAUUUCAUACAAAAGCUUCUUCUUCUUCAAUUAUUCUCGCGCCUUAAAUAAUUAUGCAUUAUAUCGUCACCCAGCUCUGAAGUUCAAUCAACAAACGACAAGAUAUAAAUUUAGCAUCUGUUUCAGCAGCGUAAUUGUAUAAAACAAGAGAAAUCGGGAAAUUGCAGACAAAUGGAAGCACUUUGUAAUAGAACGCUAAUUAGUUUUCCAGAUGGAAUUUAUCCUUCUCUAUCAUCCGGUUACUACAGUCAUCCACGUUUUUAUUGAGCUUAAUGCGAAACGCAGCCGUCGUCCACUUUACACUCGGAAUGCAUCACUCGGCAUAUAAUAGUGUGGGAAACAGGGACGAAGUUUUGAGUGCGUGUUGUAUGGAUUCAUUCUGUUAUCACGUUACAGUAGAAACCGAGAAAGGAAGAGAAAGAGAAAAGGAUGAAAAAGAGUGCGAGAGAGGAUCUUAUCCGUCCCUGAUCGCACACAUGUGCUGUUCAUGUGCGUGUCGGAUAUCUGAGAGAAAGAAGGAGUAAGGGAAAAGAAACGGGAGGGCGGGGGGAGAUGUUAAGUAUCCGUGACACCAGAGAGAUGAGGAAAUUUUCAUAUUCCGGAGGAACGGAAAGAGGCUGUACCGGUCGCCUCAUUGAUGAAGAUAGCGUCGUUGUGAACGGUCAGCGAAAGCGUUUCUGUAGUCACGUCCACAGCAUGGCAACACGCAGGAGGGAAGAGUCGACGAAGCACCGAUACCAAGCGAACGCUCGAGAAAGAGAUCGCACUCUUAGGAUGCGAGAGACACUGGAUGAGAUCUUCUCUGAAGGUACACGAUCUUCGUUGUGCAGCGUGAACACGGCUUUCAGCGCCCUGAGAACUUUGAUCCCAACCGAGCCGGCUGAUCGCAAGCUGUCGAAAAUAGAGACCUUAAGAUUGGCCAGCAGUUACAUUAGCCAUUUGGACGCCAUACUUAUUGCGGGUGCCAUGGAUCAACCGUGUACGCGUCUUUUAGAAAGUAGCGGCGUUUGUUCGACAAGACCACAAGUUUGCACCUUUUGCUUGGCUAUGCAUAAAAGAUAUAAUUUUGAUAUCUCACAGGGAAUCUCGGACUAUUCAAAUGAAGAAACAAGACCGUAUGUCUACGUACCAUCGACUGCAACGUGUUUUGAUUUAAAUGUGAAUGAUGUCUAAAAAAUCUGAAAAUAGUAUAAUAUCUGUAUAUUUUGUUUGUAAAUAUUUUUCGUGUGAUCUCUCUCGCAAUCUUGCGAUAAUGACAUAUUGAUAUAUUUACUAGAAAUAUCAUGUAAAAUGUAGGUAAUUAAUUA
This is a messenger RNA of Acromyrmex echinatior (Panamanian leafcutter ant), 2049 nucleotides long. RefSeq lists its product as uncharacterized. The record is from RefSeq and is a predicted model, not a curated record. Gene Ontology annotation, molecular function: DNA-binding transcription factor activity, RNA polymerase II-specific; protein dimerization activity; RNA polymerase II transcription regulatory region sequence-specific DNA binding. Gene Ontology annotation, biological process: regulation of transcription by RNA polymerase II; developmental process. Lineage: Eukaryota; Metazoa; Arthropoda; Insecta; Hymenoptera; Formicidae.